AUGGCUCCACCAAAAUUUUCCGAUCUUAACAAACAAGUUUCCGACAUUUUCAAUAAAGGCUACUUUUUUAAUGUUUUCAAACUCGAUGUUAAAACACGAACAGCUAAUGGAGUUAAUUUUAAUGUAGUUGGUGAACAUAAUACUGAAACAGCACAAACAACUGGUAGUCUUGAAACCAAAUAUGUUGUACCAGAAUAUGGUUUAACAUUUUUGGAAAAAUGGAAUACCAAUAAUUUACUUAAAUGUGAAAUAACCGCUGAUAAUCAAUUAGCCCAAGGUUUUAAAGUUGUUUUUGAUGCAACACUUAUUCCAAAUACCGGGAAAAAAACCGCCGAACUUCGUACAGCAUAUACACAUGAUAAAGCUCAUGUUGAAACAAAUGUCGCUUUUGAUAGUGCCGGUCCAAUUCUUAAUGGUGCCGUUGUUCUAGGUCAUCAAGGUUGGUUAGCUGGUUAUCAAUAUGUUUUCAAUACAGCUCGAUCAGCAUUAACAAAAAAUAACUUUGCUGUUGGUUUCAGAGCUAAAGAUUUUACUUUAUACGCAAACAUGAACGAUUCUAAUGAAGUUGGUGGCAGCGUCUAUCAACGUAUUAAUGAUCGUCUUGAAACCGGUGUACAAUUAGCUUGGACCGCUGGUUCAAAUCAAACACGAUUUGCACUUGCAUCAAAAUAUCAACUUGAUGCUCAAACUGUAGUUAGUGCAAAAGUAAAUAAUAUCUGCCAAGUUGGUCUUUCAUUUGCACAAGUUUUAAGACCAGGUGUUAAACUUACCUUAUCCGCAUUAUUCGAAGCUAAAAAUUUGAAUGCUGGUGGGCACAAAGUUGGUUUAGGACUUGAACUCGAUGCAUAA
Molecule: messenger RNA, 849 nt
Organism: Adineta steineri
Lineage: Eukaryota; Metazoa; Rotifera; Eurotatoria; Adinetida; Adinetidae
Source: the annotation of a GenBank genome assembly